Loxodonta africana (African savanna elephant) is the source of this 642-nucleotide messenger RNA. RefSeq names its product interferon lambda-1-like. NCBI's taxonomy places the organism in Eukaryota, Metazoa, Chordata, Mammalia, Proboscidea, Elephantidae. The record is from RefSeq and is a predicted model, not a curated record. Gene Ontology annotation, biological process: cell surface receptor signaling pathway via JAK-STAT; positive regulation of immune response; innate immune response. Gene Ontology annotation, molecular function: cytokine activity. The transcript is spliced from 5 exons. Bases 1 to 576 code for a protein of 191 amino acids.
AUGAUUGCAACAUGGGGCCUGGUAUUGGUGACUGUAGUGCUGGGCUUGACUGGCGCAAGCCCUGUCCCCACUUCCAAACCUGCCACAACCAGGAGGGGCUGCCACAUUGGCAGGUUCAAAUCUCUGUCUCCACGGGAGCUGGAUGCCUUCAAAAAGGCCAAAGAUGCACUGGAAAAGCGGCUCAGGUUGAAGAAAUGGAGAUGCAGCUCCUAUAUCUUCCCCAGCACCUGGGACCUGAGGGACCUUCAGGUAUGGGAGCGCCCUGUGGCUUUGAAGGCUGAGCUGGCCAUGACGCUGAAGGUCCUGGGGACCGUGGCUAACUCAGCUCUUGGGGCCAUCCUGGACCAGCCCCUUCACACACUGCACCACAUCCACUCCAAGCUCUGGGCCUGUGUCCCGGUUAACCCCACAGCAGGUCCCAGACCCUGGGGCCGCCUCCACCGCAGGUUGCACAGGCUCCAGGAGGCCACGAAGAAGGAGUCCCGAAGGUGUCUCCAGGCCUCUGUCAUGUUCAACAUCUUCCGCCUCCUCACACGGGACCUGAAAUGUGUCGCCAGCGGAGACCAGUGUGCCUGAGAACUGGACCCACCCCGACCCACCUGAGACCCCAGACCUUAUUUAUGCACCAAGCCCCACCCUUGC